AUGAGGGUAUUUAAAAAUGUGGUUGUUUCAAUUUCUGCAUCAAUUGUUGUUUUAGUUUUAAUUAUAUCAGGAAUUGUAAUUUAUUAUUUCGUUAAUAGAAUGUUUGGGAAGAAAGUGGAAGAAUAUUGGAGACAAACAAUAUCUGCCAAUCCAGAAUAUUUGAGUCAAAUGGAACUUUAUAAAGCUGAUGAAUGGGAAUUAAAAAGAGAUGAUAUAAUUUUGGAACAAGAAAUUGGAAGAGGAACUUUUGGGAAAGUUUUUCGUGGUUAUGGAAAAAAUGUUCGUUCUAUAAUGGGGGAAACUUUUGGUGAUUGUGCUGUUAAAACUGUUCCAGAAACCGCUUCAAAUGCUGAAAGAUUACAUUUUCUUAUUGAGGCUAGCGUUAUGAAACAAUUUAAUACUUCAUUUAUUGUAAAACUUUAUGGUGUUGUUUCUGAUGGGCAACCUGUUUUGGUUGUUAUGGAACUUAUGGAAAAGGGAAAUUUGCGUGAUUUUCUUCGUUCCCAUCGACCUGGAGCAGAAGAAAACAAAGAAAAUCGUCCAUUACCUACAGCAGAUCAAUAUUUUAAUUGGGCUGCACAAAUAGCUGAUGGAAUGGCAUAUUUGGAAUCUUUAAAGUUUUGUCAUAGAGAUUUGGCUGCUAGAAAUUGCAUGGUACAUGCUAACGAAUCAGUAAAAAUUGGUGAUUUUGGUAUGGCAAGAGAUAUUUAUUACCAUGAAUAUUACAAACCUGCUGGUAAACGUUUAAUGCCUGUUAGAUGGAUGGCACCAGAAUCAUUAAAAGAUGGCAAAUUUACAUUAAAAUCUGAUGUUUGGUCUUAUGGAAUUGUUUUAUAUGAAAUGUUGACUUUAGGCCAACAACCUUAUGCCGGUUUAGGAAAUGAUCAAGUAUUUAAUUAUACGGGUGUUCAAAGGCAUGUUUUGAAUAAACCUACAGGAUGUCCUGAUUUUUGGUAUGGAUUGAUGCUUUUAUGUUGGAAAUAUGAUCCUAGAGAACGUCCAACAUUUCGUCAAAUUGUAAGAUAUAUUGAAAAUUAUGCUUCAGAUGAAUUUGUUAAGGCUUCAUAUGUUUUAAAUAAUGUUCAAAUUAUGCCGGAAGCUUAUAAUUUUGAUAUUGAUUUGGAUGAUGAAAUAAUGAAAAGAAAUGUAAUUAAUGAAGAAUUUGUAUAUGGGCAAGAAGAAGAUGGAGAGGAUUUGGAGGAUGUUGAUAUUGGUGAUGGUGGGGAUCUUGCUGAUUUUGCUAGUGAAGAUGUAAGUUUUGGGGGAUUUUUACAAGAGAGAAUAUUUUUGGAAUAUUAUUUGGACCUUUAAUUAUAAGAUACGCUUAAAUUUUUUUGAGAUUGGAUUUUUUAAAUUUAAUUUUCACUGGGUGGUUCCGAUUUUAAGGUGCUCUAAUUAUAAGAUAUUGCGAGGAAGAAAGAAAAUACAAAGGAUAAAAUACACAAACAAAUCCCAUUUAACGC
Meloidogyne enterolobii is the source of this 1463-nucleotide messenger RNA. Lineage: Eukaryota; Metazoa; Nematoda; Chromadorea; Rhabditida; Meloidogynidae. The record is from the annotation of a GenBank genome assembly.